Scophthalmus maximus (turbot) is the source of this 1851-nucleotide messenger RNA. RefSeq names its product proline rich 5 like (gene prr5l). Gene Ontology annotation, cellular component: TORC2 complex. The record is from RefSeq and is a predicted model, not a curated record. NCBI's taxonomy places the organism in Eukaryota, Metazoa, Chordata, Actinopteri, Pleuronectiformes, Scophthalmidae. Gene Ontology annotation, biological process: TORC2 signaling. Bases 335 to 1282 code for a protein of 315 amino acids. The transcript has 11 exons.
UGAUCCGCUGACGGAGGAUAAAGACCGAAGCUCGAGUCGCUUCACUUCAGAGAAUCAGACUCAGGCACUUUGACUUUUAUUUCCUCAGGAGGAAGAAAGUGAAGUUCAUUUUCUCUGAGUUUGUUUGUGAAGAAGUGAAGCGAUGUGCGGAGGAGGAGGAAGAGGAGGAGGAAGAGCCGCCUUCAUCAUCAUCUGUCACCGGCUCCCGUGAGCACCGAGCACCGGCGACCGGGGACCGCGACGGGAGGUUCCUCACCGAGCGACUUGAGUCAGGACUGAAGGAGGAGGUGGAGGAGGAGAGAGGAGGUGAGAGAAGGAGUCGACGCAGUGCAUCAUGGGAUCUUUCCGGCGUCCUAGACCUCGGUUCAUGAGUUCUCCGGUUCUGUCGGACCUCGCCCGGUUCCACGCCAGCUCCCCGUCGCUACAGGUCUCCAACAGCAGCGUGUGGAACAGAAUCAACAAAGCAGAAAAGAUCGUCCAAUCAGCUGUGAUCAAGGUGUUCCAGGGCGGAGCUCUGCAGACCAAUGAGCUGUUCACGCUCAAUGAGAGCAUCAGGUGGCUCCUUAAAACCGAGAUGGGCUCCUUCAUCACCGACUACUUCCAGAACCAGCUGCUGACCAGAGGUCUGUCUGACGUCCUGGAUCAGAUCCUCCUCCACUCCGGUGAUGCCCGACUCGUUGUCCUCGGCGAUGUGUGGGACAGAUUCUUCACAGAGACGCUCCCCACCCUGCAGGCCAUCUUCUACCCAGUCCAAGGGCAGGAGCUCACCGUCCGACAGAUGGCUCUUCUGGCCUUCAGAGACUUGGUGCUGCUGAAGCUCCACCUGGAGGAGACUCUGGGAGCUGCAGCCUCCGUCCCCCUGUCGGUGACUCAGAUGCUGCUGGUGCUGCAGGGGGUCCACGAGUCCUCUGGUCCCAGUCUGGAGUAUCAGCAGUUGGAGCGUCUGGUGGAGGUCGUUGUGUCUCCGUACGUCAGGAACGUCCUGCACAACAGCAAGCACCUGCUGCUUGAGUCCCGUCACCUGCGGUUGUCGGGGUCGUUGCCAGGCGACCAGCCCGAGAUCACCGUCACGCAGCAUCACGGCUCGUCGUCUCUGGCGCCGCUGGUGGAGCAGGAGGGCGAGGCCUACCUGGAGAAGGCCGGUGGCGUGCGGCGCCACACGGUGGCCAACGCGCACUCUGACGUCCGGCUGCUGCUGUCGGCGUCGGGCAGGAUGCAUGCAGAAGGGGGAGGGGGGCGGGCCAAUGUGUCCCAGGACCUUCUCCAGUCAACUGGAUGUUGAAGACUCUCCGAGGGGGGGAGUCAUUGGCCUCCCUCACAGCUAGUGGCCGCGGAGUCAUGACCUGACGGACACGAGUCCGAUGGGACGAUGGAACCCGAGGAAUCGCCACGGGACAGAAACAUGUCACCAGGGGGGCGGGGUCAGGGGUAUACAGGUGAUGUCAGAGGUUUGGCUCCUCCUCCUCCUCCUCCUCCUCCUCCUCAGUGGGGAAGUCGUUUCUGACUUUGUGUUUUUAUGAACCUGUUGUAGUUUUUUGUUUUACCUGAAUUAUUAUCAGCAUCGCUGUUGAUCAAAAACGGUUUAGACUGAUCUGGGUCGUCACGGUGACGACCCAACGCCGCCAUGUUCCUGAUGAUGAUGUCACGUCAGACGUCUGUAACGUGAACUUCCUCAGACAGGAAGUGAUGUUCCCGGUUCUUCAGCAGCAGCGACUCGGAUCCAGAACUGAUCCAGGAUCAGACUCUGGGUGGAUCUGGUGCUGUGGACUGAACCGGGCUGCAGCUCCUGGAUCUGCUCCGACCUUUUACAACUGUUACUAAAUAAUAAAGAUCAUUAUUAUCAUCUGUGAA